Molecule: messenger RNA, 2016 nt
Organism: Pipistrellus nathusii (Nathusius's pipistrelle)
Lineage: Eukaryota; Metazoa; Chordata; Mammalia; Chiroptera; Vespertilionidae
Source: the annotation of a GenBank genome assembly
AUGCAUCACCAACAGCGAAUGGCUGCCUUAGGGACGGACAAAGAGCUGAGUGAUUUACUGGAUUUCAGUGCGAUGUUUUCACCUCCUGUGAGCAGUGGGAAAAAUGGACCAACUUCUUUGGCGAGUGGACAUUUUACUGGCUCAAAUGUAGAAGACAGAAGUAGCUCAGGGUCCUGGGGGAAUGGAGGACAUCCAAGCCCGUCCAGGAACUAUGGAGAUGGGACUCCCUAUGACCACAUGACCAGCAGGGACCUUGGGUCACAUGACAAUCUCUCUCCACCUUUUGUCAAUUCCAGAAUACAAAGUAAAACAGAAAGGGGCUCAUAUUCAUCUUAUGGGAGAGAAUCAAACUUACAGGGUUGCCACCAGCAGAGUCUCCUUGGAGGUGACAUGGAUAUGGGCAAUCCAGGAACCCUUUCGCCUACCAAACCUGGUUCCCAGUAUUACCAGUAUUCUAGCAAUAACCCCCGAAGGAGGCCUCUUCACAGUAGUGCCAUGGAGGUACAGACAAAGAAAGUUCGAAAAGUUCCUCCAGGUUUGCCAUCUUCAGUUUAUGCUCCAUCAGCAAGCACUGCCGACUACAAUAGGGACUCGCCAGGCUACCCUUCCUCAAAACCAGCAGCCAGCACUUUCCCUAGCUCCUUCUUCAUGCAAGAUGGCCAUCACAGCAGUGACCCUUGGAGCUCCUCCAGUGGGAUGAAUCAGCCUGGCUACGGAGGGAUGCUGGGCAAUUCUUCUCAUAUUCCACAGUCUAGCAGCUACUGUAGCCUGCAUCCACACGAACGUUUGAGCUACCCAUCACACUCCUCAGCAGACAUCAAUUCCAGUCUUCCUCCAAUGUCCACUUUCCAUCGUAGUGGUACCAACCAUUACAGCACCUCUUCCUGUACGCCUCCUGCCAACGGGACAGACAGUAUAAUGGCAAACAGAGGAAGCGGAGCAGCAGGCAGCUCCCAGACUGGAGAUGCUCUGGGGAAAGCACUUGCUUCGAUCUAUUCUCCAGAUCACACUAACAACAGCUUCUCAUCAAACCCUUCAACUCCUGUUGGCUCUCCGCCUUCUCUCUCAGCAGGCACAGCUGUUUGGUCCAGAAAUGGAGGGCAGGCCUCAUCAUCUCCUAACUAUGAAGGACCCUUGCACUCCUUGCAAAGCCGGAUUGAAGAUCGUUUAGAAAGACUGGAUGAUGCUAUUCAUGUUCUCCGAAAUCAUGCAGUGGGCCCCUCCACCGCUAUGCCUGGCAGCCACGGGGACAUGCAUGGGAUCAUCGGACCUUCUCAUAACGGAGCAAUGGGCGGUCUGGGCUCAGGGUAUGGAACCGGUCUUCUUUCAGCCAACAGACAUUCACUCAUGGUCGGGGCCCAUCGUGAAGACGGAGUGGCCCUGAGAGGCAGCCAUUCUCUUGUGCCAAACCAGGUUCCAGUCCCACAGCUUCCUGUCCAGUCGGCCACCUCCCCUGAUUUGAACCCGCCCCAGGACCCGUACAGAGGCAUGCCCCCCGGCCUGCAGGGCCAAAGUGUCUCCUCCGGCAGCUCUGAGAUCAAAUCCGAUGACGAGGGCGACGAGAACCUGCAGGACACGAAAUCUUCCGAGGACAAGAAAUUAGAUGACGACAAGAAGGAUAUCAAAUCAAUUACUAGGUCAAGAUCUAGCAAUAACGACGACGAGGACCUGACCCCCGAGCAGAAGGCGGAGCGGGAGAAGGAGCGGAGGAUGGCCAACAACGCCCGCGAGCGCCUGCGCGUCCGCGACAUCAAUGAGGCUUUCAAGGAGCUGGGCCGCAUGGUGCAGCUCCACCUCAAGAGUGACAAGCCGCAGACCAAGCUCCUGAUCCUGCACCAGGCCGUGGCCGUCAUCCUCAGCCUGGAGCAGCAGGUCCGAGAGAGGAAUCUGAAUCCGAAAGCUGCGUGUCUGAAAAGAAGGGAGGAAGAAAAGGUAUCCUCGGAGCCUCCCCCGCUGUCCUUGGCGGGCCCUCACCCUGGAAUGGGAGACGCUUCGAACCACAUGGGACAGAUGUGA